AAUUUGUUAAUGAUUUGUUUGUUUGUGGGUUUAGCUUGUUGUAUAAGUUGAAAAGUAGAAGCUAGUUUGGGUUGUUCCCCGCCGCCUGAAAACAAGCAACAAGAAGAAGAAAGGAGUGAGUGAGUCAGAGAUAUCAACAAACCCUUUCUCCUUCCAUCUUUCCAUGCACAUUGCCUCUCAUUCACUUUCUUUCUUUCUUUCUUUCUUUCUUUCAUAUUCCCCCAAUACCAAUAAGCUCAAGAAGACUUGUUUGGAGUAAAUAAAUCCAGGAAAAAUGAAGUACGUUUUGGUGACGGGUGGAGUUGUCAGUGGACUUGGGAAAGGAGUUACUGCUAGCAGCAUUGGAGUACUCCUUCAGGCUUGCGGCUUUCGUGUUACUUCGAUCAAAAUUGAUCCCUACUUGAACACUGAUGCAGGGACAAUGUCUCCUUUUGAGCAUGGUGAAGUGUUUGUCUUAGAUGAUGGUGGUGAGGUUGACCUUGAUCUUGGAAACUAUGAACGUUUCUUGGACAUCAAAUUAACUCGCGAAAAUAAUAUCACAACCGGAAAAAUUUAUCAGUCUGUUAUUGAGAAAGAAAGAAGAGGAGAUUAUCUUGGCAAAACUGUUCAGGUUGUUCCACACGUUACAGAUGCUAUCCAAGAGUGGAUAGAACGCGUAGCACAGGUACCCGUUGAUGGAAAAGAAGGCCCUGCUGAUGUUUGUGUCAUUGAAUUGGGUGGAACUAUAGGGGAUAUUGAAUCUAUGCCUUUUAUUGAAGCUCUUGGCCAAUUUUCGUACCGUGUAGGCCCUAGCAACUUCUGUUUGGUUCAUGUCAGCCUGGUGCCUGUUCUCAGUGUUGUUGGUGAACAGAAAACAAAACCAACCCAACACAGUGUCCGUCAACUAAGAGGGUUAGGGUUGAUCCCAAAUCUUCUUGCUUGUCGCAGUUCAAAGGAACUUGAUGAAAAUGUUAAGGCAAAACUUUCUCAAUUUUGUCACGUGCCGUUAUCAAACAUACUCACUCUCUGUGAUGUUCCAAAUAUUUGGCACAUUCCUUUGCUGUUACGAGACCAGAAGGCACACGAAGCAAUCCUGAAAACUUUAAACUUGCAAGGUGUUGCCAGAGAGCCUGAUUUUAAGGAGUGGAUCACUAGAACAAAAGUUUAUGACAAAUUUCCCGAAUCUGUUAGAAUUGCAAUGGUGGGAAAAUAUACAGACCUUUCAGAUGCAUAUCUUUCUGUACUGAAGGCACUUCUGCACGCUUCUGUUGCUCGCAACCGCAAGUUGGUUGUGGAUUGGGUUCCUGCUGAGAAUCUGGAAGACGAUACCUUUAAAGAGGAUCCCAAUGCAUAUAAAGCUGCUUGGAGUCUUCUAGAGGGUGCUAAUGGGAUUCUAGUUCCGGGAGGUUUUGGUGAUAGAGGAGUGCAAGGGAAAACUCUUGCUGCUAAGUAUGCUCGUGAACAUAGUGUUCCGUUUCUUGGCAUUUGUUUGGGGAUGCAAAUUGCUGUCGUUGAAUUUGCAAGAUCUGUUCUAGGUCUUCAUGAUGCUAAUAGCACAGAAUUUGAUCCUAAAACCAAAAAUCCUUGUGUCAUAUUUAUGCCAGAAGGUUCGAAGACUCAUAUGGGAGGAACUAUGCGUCUUGGUUCAAGGAGAACUUACUUCAAUGUUGCUGACUGCAAAUCAGCCAAGUUGUAUGGCAAUGUUAGCUUUAUCGAUGAGCGGCAUCGCCAUAGAUACGAGGUUAAUCCUGACAUGAUAUCAAAACUUGAGACUGCUGGUCUAUCUUUUGUCGGCAAAGAUGAAACUGGGAGGCGUAUGGAGAUAGUUGAAAUGCCUGGUCAUCCUUUCUUUAUUGGUGCUCAGUUUCACCCUGAGUUUAAGUCUAGACCAGGGAAACCUUCUCCACUAUUCUCAGGAUUAAUAGAAGCAGCAUGUGAGAGGACAGUUGUGUCAAAAAGCAAAGAAAAUGCAAACUUAACCAAUGGGAUACAUGAACCACACUCGCCAACAUCGAAAGCACAAAAUGGAAAUGUGUUGAAAUCUUCUAAUGGUUCCUUAAAUGUUGUAUGCCCCAAUAGUUCCUUAAAUGCGGAGGAGGGAGUUUAGUCAAACUUUUUAAUCCUACAAUUGUGCUUUGGUUCUAUCCGAACACAUUUUUGUUCUUAGUUAGUUUGUACAGUUUUGAGUUGUUUGGUUAGAGAUAAGUUUGAGCUCUACCUAUAGCUUUUGUUUCUAGCAUGAAGCAAAUUUUGGGUGUAACAACUUUUGUUUCCAAGCAUAUAGGUGAAGCUUAUGGAUGUUAUUAAUGUUUUGCUUUUCACAACGGUUCGAAAUAGUGGUUUUUUUCUUGUAAGGAAUAAUGUGAUGAGUUUUAAAACCCAUUUCUCCUUUACGGUGGAAAAACCACUUUCAUUUC
Messenger RNA from Trifolium pratense (red clover), 2396 nucleotides. RefSeq names its product CTP synthase-like. The transcript has 22 exons. The record is from RefSeq and is a predicted model, not a curated record. Gene Ontology annotation, biological process: pyrimidine nucleobase biosynthetic process; CTP biosynthetic process. Gene Ontology annotation, molecular function: CTP synthase activity; identical protein binding. Bases 275 to 2086 code for a protein of 603 amino acids. NCBI's taxonomy places the organism in Eukaryota, Viridiplantae, Streptophyta, Magnoliopsida, Fabales, Fabaceae.